Molecule: messenger RNA, 2202 nt
Organism: Diorhabda sublineata
Lineage: Eukaryota; Metazoa; Arthropoda; Insecta; Coleoptera; Chrysomelidae
Product: protein disulfide-isomerase A5
Exons: 8
Coding region: 184-2082 (632 amino acids)
Biological process (GO): protein folding
Cellular component (GO): endoplasmic reticulum
Molecular function (GO): protein disulfide isomerase activity
Source: RefSeq, a predicted model, not a curated record
CAAGUUAUUGUCAAAUUUGUAUAACCUGUUUUCGGCUAAUGUUGCCACAUAUUUAUUUCUAGACUUGUUUUGUUUUAAUAAUGAAUGGGCCGCCUUUUUAAGUGUUUUUCUAAAAAAGUUUUAAAAAGAAGAGAAAAAACAAUUUAUUAUUGAACAUUUAUAAAUGUGCUUAAAUAUAGUGACAUGAAAAAAUUGUUUGUUGUAUUUUGUAUAUUUAUUUUCGUAAUUGCAAUAGCCCAAUGUUCCUCCAAAUCCAACAAAAAAUUAGUUAUAGAAAACAUAGCUGACAUUAAAGAUUUCAAAAAAUUACUAAGAACAAAAACUAACAUUUUAAUAUGUUUCUAUAAUAAUUAUAAACAAUCCCAAAAUGUUAUUAAGGUAUUUAAGGAAGUUGCGGAUAAUAUAAAAGGAGAAGGAACUAUGGUUUUGAUUGAUUGUAAAGGGGAUGCAAAGAAACUAUGCAAAAAAUUAAAAAUUCCUAAUGAUGCUUAUAGCAUAAUGCAUUAUAAAGAUGGCGAUUUUCAUAAAGAUUAUGAUAGAAAAAUAACGGUCAGUUCUAUGACCAACUUUAUGAGAGAUCCAACUGGAGACAUUCCUUGGGAAGAAGAUACCACAGCGACUGAUAUUGUGCAUAUUCCAGAUUCAAAUACAUUAUCAAAACUACUAAAAAAAGAAUUGAGACCUUUGAUGGUGAUGUUUUAUGCACCAUGGUGUGGAUUUUGCAAGACAUUAAAACCUGAAUAUGCUGAUGCGGCUAGAGAAUUAGAAGAUGAUGCAGUUUUAGCAGCUAUAGAUGUUAACAGACCAGAAAAUGCUGCAGUGAGAACUCAAUAUAAUAUCACUGGUUUCCCCACACUUUUAUUCUUCGAAAAUGGCCAUUUGAAAUUUCCUUACGAAGGUGAAAACAAGAAAACUGCAAUAGUUUCCUUCAUGCGUAACCCUACAGCACCUCCGGUCAAACUUAAAGAACCGGAAUGGUCUGAAAUGGAUAAUGAAGUCGUUCAUUUGACCACUAAUAGUUUUGAUCCGGUUAUUAAAGAGGAAUCAUCAGUGUUGGUAAUGUUUUAUGCACCGUGGUGUGGACAUUGUAAAAAAAUGAAACCUGAAUACGAAGCAGCCGCAACACAAAUGAAAACCGAUGGUAUUCCUGGAAUGUUAGCUGCAGUUGAUGCUACUAAAGAACCAACGUUAGCUUCAAGAUUUUCAGUAAAAGGAUAUCCGACAGUUAUUUACUUCUCUUAUGGUGAACAUAAGUUUGAUAUUAAUGUUAGAGAUGCACAUAAAAUAAUAGAAUUCAUGAAGGAUCCUAAAGAACCACCUCCACCGCCUCCGCCAGAAAAACCUUGGGCUGAUGAAGAAAGCGAAGUAGUACAUUUGAAUGAAGAGACAUUUAAACCGUUUUUGAAGAAGAAGAAGCAUGUGUUGAUAAUGUUUUACGCUCCAUGGUGUGGACACUGUAAGAAGGCUAAACCUGAAUAUACAUUAGCAGCUGUGGAAUUUAAAGAGGAUCCUAAGGUUGAAUUCGCAGCAGUUGACUGUACAGUACAUUCCACAGUAUGCAGUGCUAAUGAUGUUACGGGUUAUCCUACGUUUAAAUAUUUCAGUUAUUUCAAUAAGGAUACAAAGGAUUAUAGAGGUGGAAGAACGGCUCCAGAUUUUAUUGCUUUUAUGAGAGAACCUGAUAAAAUAGUAAAUACUCCACCACCUUCCGAAUCAAUCGAUUGGAAACAAGAAACUUCAGUAUUACAUUUAACGGAUAACAAUUUUAAGCAGAAGAUUAAAAGUCAUAAAGUGAUUCUAGUGAUGUUUUACGCUCCUUGGUGUGGAUAUUGUAAAAAAAUUAAACCGGAAUAUUUAUCAGUGGCCAAACAAUUAGACUCUGAAGGGCACGGAACUUGCAUGGCUAUGGUGGAUUGUACAGAAAACACCAAAACAGCUGACGAAUACAAGAUAGAAGGUUUUCCCACUUUGAAAUUAUUCAAAGAUGGAAAAUUUGUGGCCGACUAUUCGGGAAAGAGAGACGCAGCUGAUAUAAAAAGGUUUAUUCUCAGUUAUAUCAAUUCCAAGAGAGAUGAAUUGUAAUUAGUGAAAAUGUUUCCAUUUUUUUUAAUUUCAUCUCAAGCUCAAAAUAUCCAUAAAUGCUCAUUAAUCGAAGGUUGGAUCAAUUCGUAACGGUGACUAAUAAAAGAUAUUUAAAUAAAA